Messenger RNA from Aspergillus versicolor CBS 583.65, 1473 nucleotides. RefSeq lists its product as uncharacterized. The record is from RefSeq and is a predicted model, not a curated record. NCBI's taxonomy places the organism in Eukaryota, Fungi, Ascomycota, Eurotiomycetes, Eurotiales, Aspergillaceae. The transcript is spliced from 8 exons. Bases 1 to 1473 code for a protein of 490 amino acids.
AUGAGUCAGAUGGUGACGAAUAUAAUCAACGAGGAUGAAACAGGCUAUAUCCUAAAAGAGAAACUUGAGGCUCGUUUGCACUUGAUAUUUCGCUAUCCCAUCAAGGUUGAGCAUAUCAAUGGCCGAUACCGUUUUGUAGCGCCCAGGAAAGUGGCUCCGGGAAUAAGACCAUAUCUGCGCUAUCCGGCUUUUAUUUCUGACUCAGAAAAAUGCAAUAUCUACGUAUUCGACAAUACGCUCAAUGGGGUGGCUCAUACAUUCACCAACAGUGAAAUAUUUGAAUCCUACAUCGCAAACACCCAGAAGCCUAGCGGUCGGAUAAUUUCAAUAUGCUGUCAGAACUCUCUACAACCUCUACGCAUUACUGAGCAGGCAUGGCGCAAACUUAUGAGCGAGUACGACCUGGAUCCCUCUUUAUUCGAACUCGCUCUUUCGUUUGGAGAUAAGCCACGGAGCUCUGAUGCUGGCCUUGGGGCAUUAAGCGUGCAUCAGAAGGAAAAUGGCGCGUUCGACAUGCACUAUCUCAUUACAUAUGCAGAAGAUACCAUCAGAGGAGGCAUAUCGUCCUGGAAAAUCCGCCAAACUUGUGUUUUCCAUCGCCACGACCCGUCAGGUUCCGGAAGCCUUUGGGUUUUGCUUCAUGCAAACGCGGAAUCGCCGCUACAGAAACGCAUAGAGCAUAUCAUCGCGACAAGCCCGGCCGCCCUGCUUGGACAAUGGUUUUCUAUGCAUCUGCUGGCUCUGUCUACCUAUCUAGGCGGCUGGCGCUGGUACAUUCGGAGUCUGGGCGACGAGAUCGAGAAGACUGUCGAUAUAGCACUUACUCUUGAUUUCUCGAAACCUCGGCCAGACGACCACAUGCAGGGCCUUGUCCAUCUUCUCAAACAACAAUACCUGGGUGAUAGGAUCCUCCCACUGGCGUCUAGACUGCGCAGUACACUGGUGACGCUGCGCCAACUGGAAAAGAUGAAUUCACUCCUCCAUUCGGACACGUCUACCGACGCUGCAUUCCAGACUGUCGUGGACAAACUGACGUAUCAUAUAACGUCUCUAGAAGGGAAUUUAGAAGGAAUUAACGUGCUAGAACGAAAGAUUCGAGCGAUAUCUGAUCUGCUGGCGGUUUCCCUGACAGUGGAGAACCAAGCCGUGACGAUAGACAUUAACAACAAAAUGCUGGAUCUUAAUCAGAAGCUUCUCAGGCUCACUGACGAGUCUUUGAAAGGGAAUACUACCGUUAAAACUGUUACUUUGGUAACUUUGAUAUACCUCCCAGCUAGCUUUGUCUCUACCCUUCUUGGAAUGAACCUAUUUGACUACAGCAAAACGGGAAGUUUCGAGAUAUCACCCCAGUUUUGGAUCUUUGUUGUGAUUGCGGUGCCGUUGACCGCGGUGACUGUAGGAUCAUGGUAUUGGUUCAGUCGGCGAAAAGAACGAUCGAAAGACCUAAAUCGCACACCAGAGAUUGGUGCAUGA